AUGUCGGAGGAGAAGGAGGAAUCUUCGCAAUGUGCCAAAGAAACAGGGGUAACCGAGACAGUCCCGACGAAGAAAUUAUCUUUACAGGAACGACUUGCCAUAGCUGCACAAAAGAAAGCCAGUGAUAGUAAUAAAAAGAAAAACAAGAAAAAGCAAGAAGAUACCAUGAAAGAAGGGCAUGGAAUUGGUGAAAAAGCUCAAGCCGAAGAGUGUGCCUACCUAGAUAAAGUUGUCCAACUUAUAGAUGAUUCAACGAAACGUGAUGACAUACUCGAGGCUGUUAAACGGUAUGUCUCUGCCAAAAAUGAGAGGUUAGAGUCAAAGAUAGUUAUUCUAGAAAGUGAGUUAAAAAAAGUAAAAACUAAAACCACACUUGCAAAUAAAACGUCUGAUGAUGGCUUACUAAAAAAAUUAAAGGAAAAGGAGGAUCAAAUACACGAUUUGCUGGAUGAAGGGGCAAAGCUGUCUAAGAAGGAAUUGGCUCUUAGUCAGACAAUCAAAAGGCUGAAAUCACGUGAAACUGAACUAGAGAGCGAUUUGAGUCGCCUAGAAAGUACAAUUGAAGAGUUGAAUGCCAAAAUCGAUGGAAUGGAAAAAUCACUUGAUAUGUGUGAUGUAAACGAGCGUCAGUUAGCCGAGGAGAGACUUAGGGUUGAGUCGCUACAAGCAAAAUAUGAAGCAAUACUAAAGGCCAAUGAUGGAUUGACUGAUGAAUUAAAGGAAAUAAAGUUUAGCAAUUUAGACGGAAAACUUAAAAACAUUCAAAAGGAAUUAGAUGAAGAGCGCCAAGAAAAUGAACAAUUAAAUGAAGAUUAUAAAAAACUAAACUUACUUCAUCAAGAGCUGAAGAAGGAAAAUGAGGAAACUAUAUCAAACCUUCAGAAGGAACUGAAGUCACAAAGGGCGAUCAAUAUUGAGAGAGAAGCAGAAAUCAAAAGAUUGGAAGAAAAAGUUGAAGAACUAAGAUAUCAUACGGAAACCACUAUAUCUAAUAAAAGUAGUGAUUCAAGUAUUGAGCUUUUGCAGACACAGUAUGAUCAAGCACAGGAAAACUGGAAACUCAUCGAGAGUACUUAUUUGAGGAAUAUCAGCAAGUUGGAGACACGCAUUGAUGAGCUACAAAUUGAUAAUGUAACGUAUUCAAAAAAAAUUAAAGUAUUAACUAAUGAUUUAAAGCAAAAGAACAGCGAAAUUAAAGAAUUACAAGAGACAAACUUAUCACUUUUAGAUGAAUUGAAAAACUCAAAGAAACAGAACGAUAAACUGAAAAGUGAGAUUGAAGAUCUUACUCAACGUCUGAACCAAGCAAUUGUUGAUUGCAAAAACGAGAAGGAAUCGCUUGUGAAGAAAAUUGAGAAGUUACAAGAAGAAUCGGCCAAUUUAGAGUCAACGUUAAAGCUAAGAAUGAAUGAGUUUAAUUCAUCAACCUCAAAUAUUCCACAGAAUUCAUUCUACCUCCAAGAUUUAUCUUCGGCAAGCUCACUCAACUUUAAAAAUGCAAGCUCACAUUCUCCGUCCAUUGGGACCCCAUUGGGAAGACAAUUUUCAAAUAAAAGGUUAUCUUUGCAAUUUGGAGAAGGUGCACUAGCUCCUCGACUACCAUCAAGCAGUUCCGCAUUUACAUUGAACAAACUGAACAAUAUAGGUUCCUUGUCUGCUCAAGAUAAAAUUUUAAGACACCAGAAUUCAAUUAUUAGCAUGGAUAGCAACGAUGCACCGUUGGGAAUAAAUACAAGUGCAAGAUCUAUAUCUGAAGGGCUUCCUGAAUUCACGGUUGAAGAAGAAGAUCCGGAUGAGAUUGGAAUGGAUGCUACAAGUGACAGGUAUACCGUUGGGGAAGGCGUGGACACACCAAUACUUAACAAUUCAAAUGAAGGGGUUGGUGUAAAUGUGCAACUAAUCAAGAAGCUCGGUGAUCAUGCUAGGAUGCUUGAACUUGAGGUUUCCACUUUGAAAGACGAGACAUUGGCAUUAGAGAAGGAGAAGGAGUGUGCAAGUGCUGAAAUUGGACGAUUAAUUGAGGAGAAUAGCAAGGUUAACGAGCUGAAACAUGAGAUUGAACUGAGAGAUAGUGAGGUCAGGAAGAUUGAUGACAAUUACCAACGUGUACUUGUGCUAUUAGGUGAAAAGGAGGAGAGAUUGGGAGAGUUGAACGAGGACAUUGAGGACUUGAAAGUGAUUCUACGUGAACAAGUCCAACAAAUGGUGGAGAUGCAAGAAAAGAUCAAUGAGUUAUCAAAACAGUAA
This is a messenger RNA of Pichia kudriavzevii, 2247 nucleotides long. RefSeq lists its product as uncharacterized. Bases 1 to 2247 code for a protein of 748 amino acids. NCBI's taxonomy places the organism in Eukaryota, Fungi, Ascomycota, Pichiomycetes, Pichiales, Pichiaceae. The record is from RefSeq and is a predicted model, not a curated record. Gene Ontology annotation, cellular component: endoplasmic reticulum; Golgi apparatus. The transcript has a single exon.